This is a messenger RNA of Pseudogymnoascus verrucosus, 1209 nucleotides long. It is a transcript of the gene TRR1, whose product is annotated as thioredoxin-disulfide reductase. Gene Ontology annotation, biological process: removal of superoxide radicals. Gene Ontology annotation, molecular function: thioredoxin-disulfide reductase (NADPH) activity. The record is from RefSeq and is a predicted model, not a curated record. Bases 27 to 1079 code for a protein of 350 amino acids. The transcript has 2 exons. Lineage: Eukaryota; Fungi; Ascomycota; Leotiomycetes; Thelebolales; Thelebolaceae. Gene Ontology annotation, cellular component: cytoplasm.
CGCCCGUCUUCGCUCGCUCGCGAACGAUGCACAGCAAGGUCGUCAUCAUCGGCUCCGGCCCCGCCGCUCACACAGCGGCUAUCUACCUCGCGCGCGCGGAGCUCAAGCCCGUGCUGUAUGAGGGUAUGAUGGCGAACGGUAUUGCUGCUGGAGGCCAGCUUACCACCACUACCGAUGUCGAGAACUUUCCCGGUUUCCCUAACGGUAUUGGCGGCAUGGCAUUGAUGGAGGACAUGCGCAAGCAAUCCGAGCGCUUCGGCACAGAAGUCGUCUCCGAAACCGUCGCCAAGGUCGACCUCUCUUCGCGCCCAUUCAAAUACUGGCUCGAAUACGCAGAGGACGCCGAGCCCCAUACCGCCGACGCCCUGAUCAUCGCAACCGGUGCGUCAGCGCGCCGUCUCGAUCUCCCUGGAGAGGACAAGUACUGGCAGAACGGUAUCUCGGCAUGCGCAGUGUGCGAUGGUGCCGUGCCUAUCUUCCGCAACAAGCCGCUGGUCGUGAUUGGCGGUGGAGAUUCGGCUGCUGAGGAGGCGCUCUUCCUGACCAAGUACGGUAGCCAUGUUACCGUGCUGGUUCGCAAGGACUACCUGCGCGCGAGCAAGACAAUGGCGAAGAGGCUGUUGUCAAACAAGAAGGUUACUGUGCGCUUUAACAGCGUUGGUGGUGAGGUGACUGGUGAUGACCGUGGACUGAUGUCGCAUAUGAUUGUCAAGAACGUGGUGACUGGCAAGGAGGAGAAGAUGGAGGCGAACGGACUUUUCUACGCUGUUGGCCACGACCCAGCGACUGCGCUGAUCAAGGGACAGCUCGAGACGGAUGCGGAGGGUUACCUAGUGACCAAGCCAGGAACGAGUUAUACCAACAAGGUUGGCGUGUUCGCGGCUGGUGACGUCCAGGAUAAGCGCUACAGACAGGCCAUUACGAGCGCGGGAAGUGGAUGCAUCGCAGCGCUGGAGGCGGAAAAGUACAUCAGUGAGCUCGAGGAUGGAGAGCACCUCCCGUUAGAGGACGAGGAGAAGGGCGCGAAGAAGGGCGUGACCGAUGCGGCCCCAGAGUACAGGCCGAACCCGCUGUUGUAGACGACGGUGGAUGGGAUGGAUAUUGACUAGAUACAACAACAUAGACUACGCUGACUUUUUUUGGCAGCAGCGAUAAAAAUGUACAUGAUUUUAGAUCCUACCAUGGUUUCUUAUUCCACCGUACGUGCCC